Molecule: messenger RNA, 1149 nt
Organism: Ilyonectria robusta
Lineage: Eukaryota; Fungi; Ascomycota; Sordariomycetes; Hypocreales; Nectriaceae
Exons: 2
Coding region: 146-742 (198 amino acids)
Source: RefSeq, a predicted model, not a curated record
GCCACUCACCCCGACGCUCGGCCUCGAUCUCUUUCUCCUUUACACAACCACACAACUUCAUCCCAGCACCUCCUAAAUCUUCCACCCACGUCAAUCAACGCAUUCACCAUCAACAGCCAAUAUAUUCUGCGACGCAAAUUACAGGAUGCCUCACAGCAUUGCGGAACAGGAGGAGCCUACGAUAGAUCUUCCGAUGACAGACAGCGAAUCCGAUGUGGAAGAGAAUGCGCAUAACGAUGUAGAAGAGGAUGCGCAUAGCGAUGUGGAUGAGGAAGAGUUGUGGAGGAAAUGGCUUUCGACGGCGUACGAGCGCGGCUCGAAAAAGCCCAUGAAGGAGCCCCUCACAGCACCUUUGGAUGUGCCGAUCAGCGAUGCAGACGUGGAAAAGCUCAAAGUCGGGGUCAAAUCUCGAAGCAUGGACGACAAAUGGGAUAUAUUGGUUGAGGAUCCAGACGAAAACGGCGGUAUAUCUAUCCAUAUCAUUCGACACUGGGUCCAGGAGGAGUGCUACAUCCUCCACAUUGUUCCCACACCAAGCAACGGUGAUGGCGGGAAUGCAAAGGUCCAAGGCAUCACUUGGGAAGGGAACAAGGCGGGGUUGCAAUGCGAUGCAGAGCAGGCCAAGAAGGAAGCCGUGAUGCUGUGUAGAGGCCACCUCCACUGCGAGUUUGAGGCGCUCCCGCAGUACCCGUCCUCGGUGUUUUGGGAUUCUAGCGCUUAUAAGAGGCUGGAUGCGGAAUAGGUUACCAGGCCUCCCCAGAAGGCCAUCCGGCAAGCGUGGAGGAAUUGUCUCAUGUCAGGGUUGUUUUCCGGUAUCUUUAGAUGAGAUGGUAGUCAAUAUUCUCGGAUAUUCUGUAGCCUGUUAGGGAGGAAGAAUGAAAGGCGCGUCUUUGAUCCAAGGGAGACGCUAGGAGAGACACGGCGAAUUGGGAAAUCUGCCUCGACUAUUUUUUUCUCUCCGGAUGGUCGGCGGUCGCUGUCGGCUUCGAAGGAGAAGGCCAUUGUGAUGUGGGAUAUCCCAGAAUGAUAGCAUCUCGUACGAUCAUCAUAUUUGCCACGCGAUCAUGACUUGAACAUGGGGAUGUAAUUUAUGAUGGGAAAGGCGCAGAAGAUCCAUGAUACUUUCGAGCUUGUAAUACUCGACGUCCA